Molecule: messenger RNA, 711 nt
Organism: Serpula lacrymans var. lacrymans S7.9
Lineage: Eukaryota; Fungi; Basidiomycota; Agaricomycetes; Boletales; Serpulaceae
Exons: 5
Coding region: 1-711 (236 amino acids)
Source: RefSeq, a predicted model, not a curated record
AUGCCUCGUUGUAAAGUUCAGCCUGCCGUCAACAAUGGCGAUAUCAACAAUGCAUCUAAUGAGGACUCCAUUGGAGAUAUAAUCUCCGAGACAGUAGCUCAGGCCUCCCCACAAGGAUCACAUGGACCUCAUCACGAUGCAGAUAAAGAGGGUCGGCAAAAGGCUCAGUCAAAGACGAAGAAGAUUUUAUGUUAUGGUGCCAUUACAGCAUUUGUUUUCAAUGAAAACGAGAACCCAGCUGUUAGGGUUGACUUCAAAGCUGAUCCCAACAAGUAUGCAAAAGCUGUUGACAAUCAUCUCACUGUGCUGAAGAAAAAGUACUGUCAAACGGGAGCUGGUCUUACAUUUGUGCAAUUAGAAGGGAACCCUGUGUAUGGGGGACCAAUUGGGCUUAUAAAGAAAAAAUUCAAGAUAUUUGACCGUCUAUAUGGCUUCUGGAUGAAAAUUUCCAGCUACAACCCAUUCACCACUUUUUCUGACCCAGGCCAAGACCUUGCAGGCAACACAUACAAUCUCCUGUUUCUGAGAAAGAGGAAGUCACACCAAAGCCGUGCUGAGCAGCAGUCCGGCAUUCAAGAAGACCGCCCUGCUGGCAGGGCUCAUCAGUCCAUGGUGCCCGAUUGCUCACAAACUUUCAAUCUUAAUAUGAGUAUUUUCUGGAUUUUCCAUGUGGCUGUACUAAUACUUUUACAGGAGUAUGCUGAAGAGUAG